Molecule: messenger RNA, 894 nt
Organism: Diceros bicornis minor
Lineage: Eukaryota; Metazoa; Chordata; Mammalia; Perissodactyla; Rhinocerotidae
Exons: 4
Coding region: 1-714 (237 amino acids)
Source: RefSeq, a predicted model, not a curated record
AUGCGCCUCAGCCUGACACCUCCGGACAGCGCGCUCCCCUCCCCCGCGCGCCCGCCCGCGCCCGCCCCCGCCCCGCGGGCCCGCGCCCCGCGCCCUGCCCUCAUCCGCGUUCACCUGCGCUCCACUUCGCCUGCCUGCGCGGCCCGGCGGCGGGAGGGAGUCUCUCAGAGGCUCCUCCUCCGCGGCUCGGCUCCCUGCCGCUUGGCUGCCGCAUCUCCCGCCAGUACCUUCCUGUCCCCUCCCGCCUUCAAAUCCCGAUCGCAGGGGCGUCAGGCCGCGGCUCAUGCCCGGCGUACGGCCAAUUUGUGCCUGCUUGGGCGAGCACAGAGUGGCCAGGAAGUGGCCAUCCUGCGGCGCAUCCUGGCUGUCCCGCCAAGGCCUGAAGGAACCGGGUGCUUUCCUAAGAGGCGCGGGGACCAAAAGGGCCCGCCCCUGCGGGAGGAGCGCAGCUUCGGCUGGAGAGCUGGCCAAUGGGAGGCGAGGACGGCAGCACAACGUGGAGCGGCUGCAGAAUGUAAACACAGCCCGGCGCGCGUCCGGCCACGUGUGUCCCCCCGCGCCACCCGUCGGGCCUGUGGGACCACCGGGAGCGCUGUGGCACCCCAGGGCAGCCAUGCUCCGGGAUGCCUACUUGCACUGUGCUGCAGCCCGCAGGCCGAGAUGAGGAAGCCAAGGCACAGAUGUGCCCAAGACUCAGAGUGGAAUCUGAUCUAGAGCCUCUGUGCUAUGCCGCCUCCAGGUGUGAUCCCUGCUCCAGCCAAACCAGUCUACCAUAUCCCAGGAACUGAUCCUGCACAUUCCUUCCUCUGUGUUCCCUUCAGGGGCCUCUUUAUGGUAGCCAUUGAUUUUGGUGACCCAGCAUGUAUUUCUCCCUCUCCCUUUCUAGUAUCAGAA